Bipolaris oryzae ATCC 44560 is the source of this 984-nucleotide messenger RNA. RefSeq lists its product as uncharacterized. The coding region runs from base 1 to 984 and encodes 327 amino acids. The record is from RefSeq and is a predicted model, not a curated record. The transcript has 4 exons. Lineage: Eukaryota; Fungi; Ascomycota; Dothideomycetes; Pleosporales; Pleosporaceae.
AUGCCUGCAGAGAAGAGGAGAAAGCCUGAAGCCCUAGCGACAGUGCCGGAGCGUGGCGACCCAGGCCAAAGACGCCGAGAUAAGAUUGCUUCCUUAGAAGCCCAAGUAAACGUGCAGAAUAGCAGCCAGUCUCACAUCGAGCUGGAUGUUGCACCGUCUCUGGAGACUGCAGCUAACUCUGGAUCCUCUGCUGUCAGCCCUAAGAAUACCUCAAAUGUCGAAGAGCACAAUUUUUCCUCUUUCGGCGGUGCUAUGUUAGCGUUCGAUGCCGUCGAUAUUGACUUUUCCCUAUCUAGUGACUUUGAUAUUCAAAAUCUACCCACAUCCCUCUCCUUAUCUACAACUCCAGAAAACCCGACUACAGCGGCAUUACUGAGAUCCAAUACACCUCCGUCACCCAACGCCUUGGCAGGCCCCGAUUCCCAACCUUCACCCUUCACCUUCCCACUAACCCCAGACGCGAACCUCGACGUACCCAUAAUGGCCGCCCUACAAGCCUUCAUGACAAUCGCAUCUCUCCUCGACAUUGUUCAAGAUACCUUCAACCCAUUCGCACUACACACGUCACCGCCCACCCCGCACCCGUCCCUCCCGCUCAAUCUCCACCCCGUCCCAGCGCAGAUUCUGAUCCCGCACCACCCAGCCCUAGACGCGCUUCCCUGGCCCUCAGUACGUGAGAAGCUUAUUUGCAUACUCCACCUCCCCUCUCCCCAGCGCCCCCCAAUCGCCCGCGGCACCCGCGGUGAGCCUAUCCAACGCAUUAUGCAUGACAUGGACGACUAUACCUCUGGGUGCCGCGUCCAUGGCAACGCUUCAGGCUGGUCUGCGCACCACGAGAUGGCCGAGGAGAGCUGGGAAAUAGGCGACGCCUUCUAUCGCAAUUGGUGGUUUUGUGUGGAUAGCAAGAUAAUUUCGACGACGAAUGCGCGAAGGAGGGAGAGGGGGGAAGCGCCGCUGAGUUUGGAAGACGUAAGAAGUGUAUAG